This is a messenger RNA of Mus pahari (shrew mouse), 11942 nucleotides long. RefSeq names its product hyperpolarization activated cyclic nucleotide gated potassium channel 4 (gene Hcn4). Gene Ontology annotation, molecular function: voltage-gated potassium channel activity. Lineage: Eukaryota; Metazoa; Chordata; Mammalia; Rodentia; Muridae. The transcript has 8 exons. The record is from RefSeq and is a predicted model, not a curated record. Gene Ontology annotation, biological process: potassium ion transport; transmembrane transport. The coding region runs from base 817 to 4413 and encodes 1198 amino acids. Gene Ontology annotation, cellular component: membrane.
UUACGCGCACAGGAGUAAGGACGCCUCCUACCUCAGUCCCUAAGGUCUGGCGAGGUUCCGCCCUGCGCCCCUCGCCGGGCCCGCCCCCUCCCGCCCCCCUCUAUGUCUGGGCUGGGACGCCGCUGCCCCUUUAAGAAGCCCAGGUAGGCAGGCCGGGCUGCAGAAGCCGCUCCUAUGGCAACCCGCGAGCUGCGGCGGCUUCAUGAAUAUUCCGGGGCGCGGGAGCCCAAGCGCUGCCGGAGGGCGCUCCGGGAGAGGCGGCGGCUGAUGUAAGCCCGGCGGGCCGCUGGGCUCCGCUCCGCUGCGGCGGGAGUCCCCAGGACCGGGCCGGCUGAGCUCAGCUAGAGGAGGCAAAGCGAGAACCCGGGUGACCGGCUGCAAAGCCCCGGCGGUCACACGCGCUGACAGCCCCAGACGCCCGCCGGACGCACUCCCGGGAACCGCGCGGGCAGUGCGCUCUGCGCUCGGGAGCGGUUCCCGGAGCGCGGUGGCCGCAGCGCCGCCGCUGCCCGCGCCCAUUGUUCCCCGCGGGGGCGGGGCGCCUGGAGCCGGGCCGCGCGCCGCGCCCCUAAUCGCAGGAGGGAGGGAAGAGAGGGAGGGAGCGUGGGGUCCCCGCGCCCAAGCCGGGCCCGGGAGGAGGUGCAGCGCGGCGAACCCGGGGACCUGCAGCCGGACUAGGAGCCUCCCCUCGGCGCGCAGCCCGCGCGAUCAUGGGCUCGUGAGGCAGCGAAGGACGCGUCCUCACUGGCAGGCGCACCUGGAGCGGGUCCCCCGUGCCGCACCCGCACCGCUGCCCCCGGCCCAGUCCCUGGCACCAUGGACAAGCUGCCGCCGUCCAUGCGCAAGCGGCUCUACAGCCUUCCGCAGCAGGUGGGGGCCAAGGCGUGGAUCAUGGACGAGGAAGAGGAUGGUGAGGAAGAAGGGGCCGGGGGCCGCCAGGACCCGAGCCGAAGGAGCAUCCGGCUGCGGCCGCUGCCCUCGCCUUCGCCCUCGGUGGCUGCUGGCUGCUCGGAGUCCCGGGGUGCGGCCCUCGGGGCGACAGAGAGCGAGGGGCCGGGCCGCAGCGCCGGCAAGUCCAGCACCAACGGUGACUGCAGGCGCUUCCGCGGGAGUCUGGCCUCGCUGGGCAGCCGGGGCGGCGGCAGUGGUGGAGUAGGGGGCGGCAGCAGUCUCGGGCACCUGCAUGACUCCGCGGAGGAACGGCGGCUCAUCGCCGCUGAGGGCGAUGCGUCCCCCGGCGAGGACAGGACGCCCCCGGGCCUGGCGACCGAACCCGAGCGCCCGGGCACCGCGGCACAGCCCGCAGCCUCGCCGCCGCCCCAGCAGCCGCCGCAGCCGGCCUCUGCCUCCUGCGAGCAGCCUUCGGCGGACACCGCUAUCAAAGUGGAGGGAGGCGCGGCCGCCAGCGACCAGAUCCUCCCGGAGGCCGAGGUGCGCCUGGGCCAGAGCGGCUUCAUGCAGCGCCAGUUCGGUGCCAUGCUGCAACCUGGGGUCAACAAAUUCUCCCUAAGGAUGUUCGGCAGCCAGAAAGCGGUGGAGCGCGAGCAGGAGAGGGUUAAGUCAGCAGGGUUUUGGAUUAUCCACCCCUACAGUGACUUCAGAUUUUACUGGGACCUGACGAUGCUGCUGCUGAUGGUGGGGAAUCUGAUCAUCAUACCCGUGGGCAUCACCUUCUUCAAGGAUGAGAACACCACGCCCUGGAUCGUCUUCAACGUGGUGUCAGACACAUUCUUCCUCAUUGACUUGGUCCUCAACUUCCGCACGGGGAUCGUGGUGGAGGACAACACAGAAAUCAUCCUUGACCCGCAGCGGAUAAAGAUGAAGUACCUGAAAAGCUGGUUUGUGGUGGAUUUCAUCUCCUCCAUCCCCGUCGACUACAUCUUCCUUAUAGUGGAGACUCGCAUUGACUCAGAGGUCUAUAAAACCGCCAGGGCUCUGCGCAUCGUCCGCUUCACUAAGAUCCUCAGCCUCCUGCGCCUCCUGCGGCUCUCCCGCCUCAUUCGAUACAUUCAUCAGUGGGAAGAGAUCUUCCACAUGACCUAUGACCUGGCCAGCGCCGUGGUACGCAUCGUGAACCUCAUUGGCAUGAUGCUCCUGCUAUGUCACUGGGAUGGCUGCCUACAGUUCCUGGUACCCAUGCUGCAGGACUUCCCCCAUGACUGCUGGGUGUCCAUCAAUGGCAUGGUGAAUAACUCCUGGGGGAAGCAGUAUUCCUACGCCCUCUUCAAGGCCAUGAGCCACAUGCUAUGCAUUGGGUAUGGUCGGCAGGCACCCGUAGGCAUGUCUGACGUCUGGCUCACCAUGCUCAGCAUGAUCGUGGGGGCCACCUGCUAUGCCAUGUUCAUCGGCCAUGCCACCGCCCUCAUCCAGUCGCUAGACUCCUCCCGGCGCCAGUACCAGGAGAAGUAUAAACAGGUGGAGCAGUAUAUGUCCUUCCACAAGCUCCCACCUGACACCCGGCAGCGCAUCCAUGACUACUAUGAACACCGCUACCAGGGCAAGAUGUUUGACGAGGAAAGCAUCCUGGGUGAGCUGAGUGAGCCACUUCGAGAGGAGAUCAUCAACUUUAACUGCCGAAAGCUGGUGGCAUCCAUGCCACUGUUUGCCAACGCAGAUCCCAACUUUGUGACGUCCAUGCUGACCAAGUUGCGUUUCGAGGUCUUCCAGCCUGGGGAUUACAUCAUCCGCGAAGGCACCAUCGGCAAGAAGAUGUACUUUAUCCAGCACGGCGUGGUCAGUGUGCUCACGAAGGGCAACAAGGAGACCAAGCUGGCUGAUGGCUCCUAUUUUGGAGAGAUCUGCUUGCUGACCCGGGGCCGGCGCACAGCCAGCGUGAGAGCGGAUACUUACUGCCGCCUCUACUCACUGAGUGUGGACAACUUCAAUGAGGUGCUGGAGGAGUAUCCCAUGAUGCGGAGGGCCUUUGAGACGGUUGCGUUGGACCGCCUGGACCGCAUAGGCAAGAAGAACUCCAUCCUCCUCCACAAGGUGCAGCACGACCUCAACUCAGGCGUCUUCAACUACCAGGAGAACGAGAUCAUCCAGCAGAUCGUGCGGCAUGACCGUGAGAUGGCCCACUGUGCUCACCGAGUCCAGGCUGCCGCCUCAGCCACCCCAACCCCCACGCCUGUUAUAUGGACCCCACUGAUCCAGGCGCCACUGCAGGCUGCUGCUGCUACUACUUCGGUGGCCAUAGCCCUCACACACCACCCCCGCCUGCCCGCCGCCAUCUUCCGGCCCCCUCCCGGACCUGGGCUGGGCAAUCUUGGGGCUGGACAGACACCGAGGCACCCAAGGAGGCUGCAGUCCUUGAUCCCUUCAGCUCUGGGCUCUGCUUCACCAGCCAGCAGCCCCUCACAGGUGGACACACCGUCUUCAUCCUCCUUCCACAUCCAACAGCUGGCUGGAUUCUCUGCACCUCCUGGAUUGAGCCCUCUCCUGCCCUCCUCUAGCUCUUCCCCACCUCCAGGAGCCUGCGGUUCCCCAUCAGCCCCCACACCCUCCACCUCCACUGCCGCUGCCACCACUGGGUUCGGCCACUUUCACAAGGCGCUGGGUGGCUCCCUGUCAUCCUCUGACUCCCCGCUGCUCACCCCACUGCAACCAGGCGCUCGCUCUCCACAGGCUGCCCAGCCGCCACCCCCACUGCCUGGGGCCCGAGGAGGCUUGGGACUCCUGGAGCACUUCUUGCCGCCCCCACCCUCCUCCAGGUCACCAUCAUCCAGCCCUGGGCAGCUGGGCCAGCCUCCUGGAGAGUUGUCCCUAGGUCUGGCAGCCCGUCCACCAAGUACACCAGAGACACCCCCACGGCCUGAACGGCCAUCCUUCAUGGCAGGGGCCUCUGGAGGGGCUUCUCCUGUAGCCUUUACCCCCCGAGGAGGCCUCAGCCCUCCGGGCCACAGCCCGGGGCCCCCAAGAACUUUCCCGAGUGCCCCACCCCGGGCCUCUGGCUCCCAUGGCUCCCUGCUCCUGCCACCUGCAUCCAGCCCUCCGCCUCCCCAGGUUCCACAGCGCAGGGGCACACCACCCCUCACCCCCGGCCGCCUCACACAGGACCUGAAGCUCAUCUCAGCCUCUCAGCCAGCCCUCCCCCAGGAUGGAGCACAGACUCUCCGCAGGGCCUCGCCUCACUCCUCAGGGGAGUCGGUGGCUGCCUUCUCACUCUACCCCAGAGCUGGGGGUGGCAGUGGGAGUAGUGGGGGCCUUGGGCCUCCUGGAAGGCCAUAUGGUGCCAUCCCAGGCCAGCAUGUCACUUUGCCUCGGAAGACAUCCUCAGGUUCUUUGCCACCCCCACUUUCUUUGUUUGGGGCAAGAGCCGCCUCUUCUGGAGGGCCCCCUCUGACUGCUGCACCCCAGAGGGAACCUGGCACUAGGUCUGAGCCAGUACGCUCCAAACUGCCAUCUAAUUUAUGAGCUGGGCCCUCCCUCCCUCCCUCUUUUUCUUGCUCCUUUCUUCCUUCAGGUUUAACUGUGAUUAGGAGAUAUACCAACAACAAUAAUAACCAUAAAAAAAAAACAUACCCCAGAAAAACAAAAAGACAGCAGAAAAUAACCAGGUAUUCUUAGAGCUAUAGAUUUUUGGUCACUUGCUUUUAUAGACUAUUUUAAUACUCAGCACUAGAGGGAGAGAGGGAGGGAGGGAGGGAGGGGAGAGCAGACAAGGCCCAAAGGCAACAGCCAAAGGAAGGCAGGCAGGGUCUCUGGGGACAGGGCAGGGGUGGGGUGACCUGAGUUUGGGUCCUAGCACAGACCUGUCAUUGUAUUGUCCUGUAGAGCAAGAGCUACCUACCAUCAAUCAGUUCCUUGGCUGUGAACUUGGAGCCCACUCUGCUGGGGGCUGCCCUGGAGUGUGUUCCCAGGAGCCUCCUGCGCCUGAGUCCCUUGGGGCACAAAGGGCCCUUGAGGGCCUUGCUUUUUUUUUUUUUUUUUUUAACUGUAAACGUAGCAAGAUAUGUAUAUGAAUAUGUAUAUGUAUGUAAGAUGUGUCUAUGUAUAGCUAUGUAGUGCUCUGUAGAGCCGUGUAGAUAUCAGCUUACAUGUGUGCACAUGUGUGCGCAGUCUAGUUUAAUCCCAUGUUGCCAGGACACCCAGGUCACCUUACAUCCAGCAAUCUGCUGUGGCCCGCAGGCUGGGCACUGCAGGCUCUGGGGGAAGUUCUCUCUCCCAGCUCUCAGGGAAGGGGACCCCUGGAACCUUGCAGCAGACCCUCUUUCCCCAUCUCUGGGCUGCAACCCAGUUCUAGCCCAACCUCUAGUCCCAUGGAAGGGGAAGACUCCAGGCAGAGCCUUUCACCUCCCAGGGCUUCAAGCACACCUGUCGCCUCUGUGGCCCGAAGUUUCUCCAGCUGUACAAUGGGAAGGAAGGGGAAUGCCUAUUUAUUGAGUCUGUUCUGUGCCAAGCACUGGUUAUACAUAACCACAGACUGGGAGGUGGAGAUUAUCGUUUCUCCCAUUUCACAGGUGAGGAAACUGAGGGCUGAUUAGAAUCACAUAACCAGGAGUGGCAGAGCUGGUCUGGUCUGAGCUGCAGAUCAACCUCCCUAAGGCUAAAAGCCUGUAUUCCUCCCAUCAGAAAACAGUGUUUGGUAGAGCCCUAGCUUUUGGUCCCUAGGCAAAGUGCAGGAGGAAGAGAUGGGAGCUUGGUGACAGUCGGGCUUCAGUUCAAAUCUCAGCUCUGCCACUUCUUAGCUGUGUGGCCUUGGGCAAGUUAUCUGACCUUUCUGUUCCCUCAUUAGUAAAAUAAGAACUAUGGAACUGCCUCACAAUGACCAGUGAGAACCAGAUAAGAAAAAGAUGUGAAACGUCCAGCCCAGUGCCUGGCACACAGCAUAGUAGGUGCUCAAUAAAUCAUGUUUCUUCGCCCCCCUUCUCAUAAACUUAGCCCAUUGCUCCAGUGAGAGCCCAGGGGACUUUAGCUGAGGGCUCCAAGACUUAAAACUCUCAGGACUCAGGAGGUGGCUGGGCCUCCAUCAUGGCUGGAGGAAGGUGCGUGGCCAGUGGUGGGCUUGAGUCGGGCCUUGGGAUAUGGGAAGUGUGGGUAAAGAAAGGAAUUAGAGAGGAGAGAUUGCAUAGGAGAGGUUACCGCAGUGAUGUUGAGAUGUGGGGCUGGGCCUCUGGGGGAGACAGAGGAUGGGGACCAGAGGAGGACCUCGGAUGAGAGGCUAAGCUGAUCUGUGGCUUUGACCCUGAACUAGAAGCAGAUGUCAGGACCCUGGUGGAGGCACAGCCAGCGGCUUCCCUAUCCAUGGGUCGGAGCAGGUAGGACUCUGAUGCCCGUGCAGGAAGGGGGGCUGGUUCUACCAUGCCUGUCGUCCCCAUGCACCAGCCGGAAGGGUGGCAUGAGCAGGUUUGGCCCUGGGGUGCCACAGGGAAUCCUUUGUGGAUGGCUUGCAGGGAGAGAAAGGGUGAAGGCCCUGGUGCCCUAGAAAAUCUGCAGGAGCCCUAGAUUAUACAGGGGUGGGAGAAGGCUCCCAGACUCAGUCUUCAUUCAGGCCUGUGUUCUGUCCCCAAGGAAGGGAGCUUAGGGAGCCAGCUGGACUCCACCGAACCUGUAGCCCAUCCUAGAGAUAUAGGAGAGGAGCUGGGGGUCUGGGUAUAAAGAGUGAGGAGUCCCUUGUCACCAGGCCUGGCCUAGCCACCCUUCUCUAUGAUACAUGCAUUUUAUAAACACGGACACACUGGCAAACUCCUUGGUGACUAUGGAGAGGCCAGGUCCAGUCCACAGGACCUUCCACCCCACAACCUCUACAAGCAAUUUUCAAAUCUUCCACUUUUAAAACAGAAAAACGGUCAAACACGCCGUCUUGUAUAUUUUAUUUAAAUAAAAAAAAUUACAGCAAAUGCUGCCUUAUUUGGGGGUCAGAGAUGGAGUGGUGAGGUUCACAGGGAAACCUGGAGCCUCCAGUGAGGAUGUGGGGGUGGGAGUGGGACACUGCCACUUGAGCAGCUGUGAACACAUGUGCAUGAGCCUUACCCUCCCCCCAGAAGCAUGGAGUUGAGUUAUAUGCAGACCUGUGCAUGGGAGCAUCCAACCUGCGGGGGUGAGAUGGUGUAUCCCCAGUGUCGUGUGAAGGUGGAAGGACCCUGAUGCAGGCCCUCCUCCCUGCCUCUGUCACAGCUCCAUAGUCCUCGGAGGAGGAGGAGGAGGAGGAGGAGGCCGCCAGUACAUGACACAUGAGCUCCAACCAGCUAGAUGCUGAGCAGGCGACACACCCUCUUGCUGUAGACAGGCCCUCGGGAGAGGACGAUUAUCUGGGGGCAGGAGGUGAGCAGUUGAGAGGAGAGCAUCACAGGCACCAGUGGAUGGAGGACAGAUGUGGGGCUCUAGCAGUCCAAGGUCAGGCCUGGCACUAGGAGGUGGUGUGGCACUAACUUCUCCCUUACACUCUUACCUAACCUUUGGCUGUAGAGGGCUUUCACAGGCCCUUGGACCUUGCUAGUUAGGGCAGGUGUCUGGGGUUGGAACAGCAGUCUUCAGCUUCCUGGCUGGUGGGGGAAUACCAUCCUGCCUGUGUAAAGAGGGGGAUUGCCUCUGGAAAGAGUGGGGAACCUGGCCAGUUGUUCCCCAUCACUGCUUGCCUAGGCUGUUUCCGUGGUGACAGGCCUAGGAGUCCUGUUGCUAAGCAGACAGCUUGGCAUGCCCAGCGUCCCCAUGACAACUGCCCCCUGUGGCCAGGUGGCAGAGCUUCCUUGGGGACCCCACUGACAUGACAUAGACGGGGCUAAACUCAGCUGCUGUGGGGUGGGGGGCAGCCUAGGCUGGACCACAGUGGCUUCUGGUGGAGGGGGCCUCUGGGCCCCGGGGGAAGCCUUUGUAGGUGGGUUAGGGUGAGGUGGAAUUAGAGGCAGGUCUCAAACUGACGUGAGUGGCUACACCAGCUGUUUUGUUCCUAGACCUCACAGGGGCAGGUAGUAAGUGCCUACUGUAAGCUAGGCCCUGGGUGCUUUCCACCAACUCUAAAGUCAAAAGCCUCAAUGACAGUGAGUCACAGGAAAGGUGCGAGGGUCAGAGCUGGUGCUCACUGGAUGCUCAUCAGCCAGAGUGGAGGGAGCUGGAUCAUACUCAGCAGGAGACAGAGGCCUUGCCCCUGUGUGCAGGGCAAACAGAGGCAGGGUGGAACAAUGAUAACAUUGAGUGAUGGUCUGCAUAGAACUGAAGACCCACAGUGAAAAUGGCGGUUGGUUUAUUUUCCUUACCAUUGACUAACAAUUUUAAAGAGUCAGUGGUGAAAUAUUCCCCACUCCCCAAAUCUGAAAACAUCACCUCCCCGUCAAGCUUCAGCCCCAUGGGACAGCUCUUGUUCUUCUGGCAAUCAGAAAGGUGAGACGGCCUCAGUGGCACUAGAUGGGAAAAUUCAAAUGUGUGUGUGUGUGUGUGUGUGUGUGUAUGUGUCUGGGGAGCAAACCUAGGGCCAGGCAAGUGCUGUACCAUUCUGAGCUACAUCCUCUGCAUUGUUUCUUGAGACGGGUCUUGCUAAAUUACUCAGGCUGGCCUUGAGUUCAGUCUGUAGCCCAGGCAAGCUUUGACAUCCAGAUCCUCUUGCAUUAGCCUCCUCUUGAAUAGUUGAGGUCAUAGGUCUGCACCAGGCCAUUCCAAAGAAAAUUUGAAGGACUUAGAGAAUGCUCCCUGGAGACUGUGUUCAUCCUGAGAGCUAUACAUUGCUGUCUUCAGCAGAAUGUCCUAAGGGCAGUCUCAACAUUCUGGCCUCACUUCUUACCCUGGAAGUCACUUCCUCCCUAGCAAUGUGGCUUCUAGUUCUCCUUCCCGGAAAAGGCUCUGAGCCAGUCCUCUAGGUCCACACUGGAGAAACCAGGACUGAUGUCCAUGCCUGGUCUUGUUCUCCUCAGUCUCAGACCCCAUUGGUCAGGUUCUCCCCAGAGUUGGGGUCCCCACUAUCCCUACUUAACCUAGACUCAGCUGUAAGAGUUCCUCUUCUCCCCAAAGGUUGGUGCUGAUGGGCCUCUGGUCUUGGCCUCCUCUCUCAUCACUCCAUGUGCCCUUCCAGGGCGACCUCACCAUACCCAGGGCUUUCCCCCUUUGUAGACAAAAGCCUCACACACUUUCUCUCAACCCAGGAUCCCCAUUCCCUCAGCCUUGGCUGGGGCUUCAUCCUCUUCUGAUGGACUAGGCUCUUUUACUCUGCUGCUUUCAGCUCCCAGUGAGGCGCUGAGCAUUCUCCUGCUGACCUCUGCCCCUGCUGACCUCAAUUCUCUAAUUCUCUUUCUCUUGAAGGUGGAAUAUUUCAGAUAGGCAGAAGACACAUUCCAUAUGAAGAUAUUAACAACACUAGCCUCUUACCCCUCGUUUAAGAAACAGAACAUAAAGAGCGCCUUUGAAGGCAUCCUCUCUGAGGCCGUCUGUGACAUGCUUCUCCAGGCAGAAUCACUUAUCUGAGGGCUAACAUCCACUCCCUUUUACAGAAAUAAGGUCUCUGCAUAAUGUAUUUGGUUGUGUAUCAAGGGUGAGGAGUUGAAUUAGAAGUAGCUGCUUGGAGGGGUGAAGGAUUUUGUUAUCAAUAUUGCUCAGAAUGUCUGUAUAUGAAACAAGUCUGUGUGUUUGUUAGUUUUAAAUUUCUCUACAAUAAGGGUCUAUAGGUUUGAGGAUAUCACUCAGUUGGCAGAGUACUUCCCUAUAAUGUAUAAAUCUCUGGAUUCCAGCCCCAGCACUGCAUAAGACCAGGCAUGGUGGCACAUGACUGUAACCCCAGUUCUCAGGAGGUGGAGGCCGAGGGGCCGGGGGGGGGUGUCAAAGGCAGCCAUAUAACCAGCUUGAGGCCAGCCUGGACAGUGUAAGCCCUGUUACAGCAACAAGAAGUGUCUUUUUAUUACCUGGGGUGGGGUGGGCCACACUCCUCUAAGCUCAGUAGUUCACUGAACAGAUUCUGGGUUUUAAAACAUGCACAUGCUGUUGUGUUGUACAUUUGACAUUAUCACUGUGGGGUGCUGUGGUCUCUUCUUUGUCUCACCUGUGUAGGACUCCAGUCUGGAGAUGGGAAAGGCAAGUCAGGUUCUCACACUUGCAAACACCAUUGUUCCAAAAGCUCCCAGUUGCGAGAUUCCUGCUGAACUGUCUCUAGGCUCCAUAUCCAGUAGUGGAGCAGUUACUGGCAAAUUAAUCUUCUUUUUAUGAGAUAAUGCCAACUUGUUUAAGUAGUUUAAACAGCUUACACUCCCACCUGCAGGGUAUGAGUUACUCUUGCUCUACAUUCUUGCCAAUAACGUGGGGGUUCAUCAGGCUUUCUCCUCUCCCCAGCCUAGUGCUAUUAAUUGUGUUUUAAUGAGCAAAUCUCUAAUUACUAGUAAGACUGGGUCUCUGUUCAUAUACUAAUUUGCCAUAUACUUUGUUCAGAUACUAAUUUGUGUUUUUACUUCUGAGAAAUAUGAGUUUAUGGGUUUUGUUCCAUUUUCUAUUGUCAUUUGUCUUUUCAUUGAUUUGUAGGACUUUUACACAUACUAGGAAAACACAAUAAAUUCUUUAUUAACUAUGUGUCACAAAUAUCCUCUUCCUAUGUGUGACUGGUAUCAUGCUCUCUCUCCCUCCUUUCCCCUCCAUCUCCUUUUCUUCCCUCCUCCUUCCCUCCCCCUACCCUUAUCUGUUUUGAUAAGCAUAUGUUUUCUAUAUUAAAAUGAAGUUUACAUUUGUCAAUAUAAAUAUUCCAAAUUCUAGAAAUUUCCUUAGUGCCUUCUUUGCCUAAGGCACCUCUCACACUCUGAUCUUAUGUUCUUCAGUCACUUUCUUUCAUACUCCAUUGCCAUAGGGCCACAACGUAACUACAAAAAGAGGUUGUAUAUGUAGACUAGGGACCUGGAAUACAUGCCAGUUGUCAGUUUCUAUCUGUUGUGGUGAUGAAAUAAUCAAAUAAAAGCAACAUCAGGGAGGAAGGGCUUGUUUGCCUCACAUUUCCGGGUUACAGUCCAUUACUACAGGGAAGUCAAGGCAGGAACUUGAAGUCAAGUGUCACACCCACAGUCAAGAGCAGAGAGAGGACACAUGGAUCCUGACUUACUGCGUAAUCCCAGCUUGUUUUCUCCUUUUAUACUGCUCAGGACUCCCUGCUCAGGGAACAGCCCCACCCAUGAUGCCCUGCAUCUUCCAACACUAGUUAACAGUUAAGGCAAUCUCCCAAGGACAUGAGCACAGAACAACCAGAUCUGUGUAAUUUUCCAUUACGAUUCUUCCCAGGUGAUUCUGGUUGCCUGUGUCAAGUUGAUAGUUAACACUCACUAGCACACCAGCUUUGAACCUCUUGGCCAGUUCUUUUAAUAUGGUUUUAUUACGGUCUUCAUCGGGUUUUACAGUUCAUUGGAUUUGUUUCUAGCUUCUCAUGGUUUUGUUACUAUUGCUAGCUUUAUUGAUGCUUCCUAUUGAGGUGUAAUUCAUAUGCAGCAAAAUUCAUCAAUUUUAAGUGUGGAGUCAAUGAGGUCUUACAACCACCUCAACAAUUAGAGUCAGAACAUUUCCCUGACCCCCUCCUUCAGUUUCUUCAUCUUACUUGAUUCCCAGCUGCCUGGUAUUGUAGCCCUCACGUUUCGCUGCUUCUGAGAUUUCAUGUAAGUGGACUCAGAAGCACUUAGUCCACAGCUGCCUGAUGCCCUUCCUUUAGCCCAGUGCUUUUGAGCUCUGCCCAUGGGAUGCUGUGCUGAGUUCCCUUGUAUGGCUUGGUCAGGAUUUGUUUAUUCAACCAUUGAUGAAUAAACAACUGGGCUGUUUUCAUUGUUGCCUAUUAAGAAUAAAGUUAGUAUGAAUAUUUGUGUUCAAGACAUAUGAGUGUGGAUUUUUAAAACACUUAGGUUGGCAAAUACAAAUUAUCAUACACAACAUGAUACCUUGAAAUAUGUACUUAGUGAACUGGCUAAAUUGAGUUAAUGAGCAUGUAUUACUUCAUAAGUCAUAUUUUUUUGUGGUGAGAACACUUAAAAACUUAUUCUUCUAAUUGUUUCAAA